GUAUCUCGGUACGAGCAGUCGUGCGUGAGAAUUCCAAGCGGACAGAUCGCUUUGACUCGGCAGAAUAAUUGCACUGCACAUAUCGCUUAUAACCUGAGGAUGUCUUGUGAGCAUUGACACAAACUUUCAUUCCACGACGCUGAUAUUUGACUUUAAUCCGGAGCGAAAGGAACAAUCGAGUAUCCCGAUUAAGCUAUGGAGUACUGGACGAUAAUCUUAUCGAUAUUAGCCGGUAUACUUGUCAUUUAUUAUUAUUCCUCAUCUUGUAAACGGACGAAUGACUUUCAGCAGCAUGGGAUUCCAUAUCAAAACCCACAGGUCGUAAAAAGACUGUGGCAGGUUUUCAUACGUCCAAAGAGUUUUGCCGCGGUAAUUCAAGAACUAUACAAUUUUUAUCCCGACGCUAAGUAUAUCGGUUUCUUUAAUUUCUCGCAAUCGGUCGUCGUAGUGCGUGAUCUCGAAUUGAUCAAAUCUGUCGGCAUUAAAAAUUUUGAUUCGUUUCAAGAUCACAUAUUUUUCAGCAGCAGUGAAGAUCCGCUUUUCGGGAAAAAUCUACUUGCACUCCGCGGAGAUCAGUGGCGAGACAUUAGGACGCUUCUAAGUCCUUCUUUCACGUCCAGCAAAAUGAGAGCUAUGUUUCAAUUGAUGUCCGAGUGCGCCGUGAAAUUUUCAGAGUAUCUAGUUAAAGCACCGUCUGACAAACGAAUUAUGGAAAUGAGGAACAUCUUCUCGAGAUACACUACCGACGUGAUCGCCACGUGUGCCUUUGGCAUUAGCGUGGAUUCGAUGAGAGACCCGGACAACGAUUUCUACACGUUUGGAGCAAAAGCGGCGAAUUUUAAUACGAUCAUUCUUAUAAAGAUUCUGCUGUACCAACACAUGCCGUGGCUCAUGCGUCUGUUAAAACUUAAAAUUGUAAGCGAACGUACCAACACAUUCUUUAUCAAUUUGAUAGCCGAUACUAUAAAAACCAGAGACGAGAGAAAUAUCAUUCGGCCGGACAUGCUCCAGCUGAUGAUGGAUAGCAGAGGGAAAAGAGAGGGGAAAGAACUAAGCAUUCUGGACAUGACAUCGCAGGCGUUCAUCUUUUUCCUCGGUGGCUUCGACAGUACCUCGACCUUGAUGAGUUUCUUAGCAUACGAGAUUGCCGUCAAUCCACACAUCCAGAAGAAAUUGCAAAAUGAAAUCGAUAAGAUUCUGGAAGAUGCAAACGGUCAGCCAUCCUAUGAGGCAAUCAACGGGAUGGUGUAUCUAAAUGCUACGAUUAACGAGACUCUCAGAAUGUAUCCGGUGCAAGCGAUGACGGAUAGGCUGUGCACGAAAGACUUUGAAUUGCCGCCCACAUUGCCGGGUGCGAAAUCAUAUGUUGUGAAAGCGGGAACGCUAAUCUGGAUCCUUUUUUACGGCCUUCAGCAUGAUCCCAAAUACUUUCCGGAACCGGAAAAAUUCAGGCCUGAGAGAUUCCUGGAUGAAAACAGAGAGAACGAGUGCAAUCUCAAUGCUUAUUAUCCAUUCGGAAUAGGCCCGAGAAUGUGUAUCGGCAACAGAUUCGCCUUGCUGGAGACGAAGAUUAUGCUGUUUCAUCUGCUGGCUCGUUGUGAUCUGAAGCCAUGUGAAAAAACUACGAUACCGUUAAAAUUUCAAAAAGGUGGAUUCUCGAUGCGGGCCGAAGGCGGUUUCUGGUUGAGCGUUGUGCCGAGAGAGAAUCAGUGUUCUACAUAAGAUAAAUUAAACGCUUCAUCUGUAAGAUAAUCAUUUUUACUGAUACAUAAAUAUUAAAAAUCUACGAAAAUAGUCACGAGCAUAUUUUAUAUCACAGCAAUAAAUAAUAUAUUACAUACGUAUAAAUUUAUAAAAAUGUAAAAAUAAUAGAGAAAUAUAAUGGAAAUAGAAAAUGACGAUAUUUUACGGCA
Molecule: messenger RNA, 1913 nt
Organism: Camponotus floridanus (Florida carpenter ant)
Lineage: Eukaryota; Metazoa; Arthropoda; Insecta; Hymenoptera; Formicidae
Product: cytochrome P450 9e2
Exons: 1
Coding region: 196-1722 (508 amino acids)
Molecular function (GO): iron ion binding; monooxygenase activity; heme binding
Source: RefSeq, a predicted model, not a curated record